AUGCUGGUCAUGCUGGCCGCUUUUUCGGUCGGAAUCUUCACCACGUGGUUAUGUAAGCGGUACCCCUUUCAACAUCAAUGGUUCAACAAUGGAAUUUUCAACACUCAAGAACCACUGUUGGCCGUCGUUGUGCCAAUCCACGAUGGCGAUGCAGCUCGGGCCAUGACAUCAAUGUCAAAGUGGCCAACGACUUGUUACUCCAACACGCUGACCAGCAUGGACCUAAUCAUCUACAAGGCAGAGCCUGUUGAAAGCACCACCGAUCUACUCUCCCAAGUGCCACGCGAGGCAUCAGGUUGCUUUCGAAGCACCAAGGUCAUCACGGGAAAUCUCAUCCCAGAGGUGUGUGCCAUUCAGACCCUACGCUAA
This is a messenger RNA of Ectocarpus sp. CCAP 1310/34, 369 nucleotides long. The record is from the annotation of a GenBank genome assembly. NCBI's taxonomy places the organism in Eukaryota, Phaeophyceae, Ectocarpales, Ectocarpaceae.